Papaver somniferum (opium poppy) is the source of this 1684-nucleotide messenger RNA. RefSeq lists its product as uncharacterized. Gene Ontology annotation, molecular function: glycosyltransferase activity. The transcript has 2 exons. The coding region runs from base 53 to 1543 and encodes 496 amino acids. Lineage: Eukaryota; Viridiplantae; Streptophyta; Magnoliopsida; Ranunculales; Papaveraceae. The record is from RefSeq and is a predicted model, not a curated record.
UCACUCAACCUUGAAACAUUCACAGAAACCAUUUCAUGAUCAUCUUCUUCUUAUGGGUGUUCCUCAAAAACAAACAAUGAAUGAGAUAGCAGUUGUGGAAAUGGAGAGGCAAGAAAAGACCAAUGACGUGCACAGCAAAUCUAAGGGUUUCGAUAUCUAUAGCAACACAACAAUUAUAAUCUUUCUCGCUCUAUCACUAGUUACACUUCUGAUUCUUUUUGAUUUUCAAGCUCUACAUACACCAACCUCUUCUACUUCCCUCAAGUCAUGGACAUUCCAAAAGUGGGAGAAAUUAUGCAAGACUAACUAUGAUUCAGGCAACUACUCAAGCAAGCUCAAUGAAAUGACAUCUAAGUUACGCGACUCGGUCACUUUUCUCCCUCUCAAGGACUGGAGGUUUAAACCCAGGGAAGGACACACCUGGUUCAUGAGCACAAUCGAAGAUACAAUAGAGGAUGAUGAAGUAGAGUACCUUUACUUCCCAUCAGAGGUAUCUAAAAGAAGGAUACUCUGUUUAUCAGCACGUGAUCGCCGUGAUGGAGGAAAUAACUUCUAUGGUUUAGCAUGGCCGGAGAGUCUCCCUACCAAUGCCACUUUCAUGGAAGGGCUGACCUAUGUAUCAGAUACAUACUAUGAUUAUAACAAUCUGUUUCACGCAGUGACGGCCAUGCUGCCUUUUGUGGGGUGGUAUAAAAGGAAAGGCUGUGAAAAGCCUUCAAGAUGGGUCCUUUUCCACUGGGGUGAACUCAGGACUGGGAUGGUAACAUGGCUUCAGAAACUCAUGGAAGCGACUUAUGAGGAUGAUUUAAAACUAGAAACAUUUGAAAGAGGGAAUGGAUUGCUCUGUUUCGAGAAAGCUGUGGUGAUGAGGCAUAACAUGGGGAGGAUGGGGCAGGAGAAGAAGCGUGAAGCAUAUGAUCUGAUGAGGUGCAAGGCUAGGGCUUUCUGUAAUGUAAGCCAACCAGAGAAGGUAUUGAACAUUAAUGGAAAUAGGAUACCAGUUAUUCGGCUGACACUGUUGAUGAGGAAGGGUCCGAGGUCUUUCAAAAAUGAAUCAGUUGUGAUCCAGAUAUUCCAAAGAGAAUGUGAGAAGGUAGAAGGAUGCAAGCUAACAGCAGUCCACUCAGAGGAUCUCAGCUUUUGUGAUCAGGUCAGUUUAAUGAGUUCUACUGAUAUCGUGGCGUCACCACAUGGGGCUCAAUUGACGAACCAGGUGCUAAUGGAUAGGGGUAGUAGUGUGAUGGAAUUCUUUCCCAGAGGAUGGAAAGAACUCGCAGGUGUGGGCCAAUUUGCUCAUCACUGGGUAGCAAGUGCCUCUGGGAUGAGACACGAAGGUGCUUGGUGGGACCAACAAGGUGACAACAUAUGCCCUCCUGCAGAAAGUGAUCGAUGUUUCAAAUACUUCAAGGGUGCGCAGGUUGGCCACAAUGAGACUUACUUUGCUGAAUGGUCCAGAAGAGUUAUUAACCAGGUGAAGACAGACAAGCUAGACCAAGGCUCUAUAGAAUCACCCAUAAACUCAAAUAUCUGCUCAUGUGGGUAACAUACAUCCAGCUCAUGUAUGUUUCAGUAAUCUACAAGUAAAUUUUCCAAGGGAAGACUACACAGCUUAGAUAUUGUAAGAGACAGGCUCUGAUAUGAAGUUCUAUGGCUACCUCUAAGUGUCACAGGAGAGGGUAUCACA